AUGGCAUCUUACUUGGCAUCCAUCUACGGCACCGAGCAGGACAAGGUCAACUGCUCCUUCUACUACAAGAUCGGCGCCUGUCGACACGGCGAUCGGUGCUCGCGCAAACACAUCCGCCCACCAUACUCAUGCACGCUGCUUCUUUCCAACGUAUAUCGCAACCCACGACAUCAUGAGCAGGACUGCACCAUCACAGAUACCGAGCUGCAAGCGCAGUUCGACGCCUUCUACCAAGACAUGUUCACCGAACUGGCAAAAUACGGCCAACUCGUCGAGAUGCACGUGUGCGACAACGUGGGAGAUCACCUGAUCGGCAACGUGUAUGCACGAUACAAAUACGAGGCUGACGCACAACGCGCAGUGGAUGCGUUGAAUGACCGGUGGUACGAUGGCAAGCCCCUGUUCGCCGAGUUGAGUCCAGUGACGGAUUUCCAAGAGGCGUGCUGUCGACAGAACGAGACCAACGAGUGCAACAGAGGCGGCUUCUGCAACUUUAUGCAUCUCAGAUACGCAAGCAGACCCAUCAGGAAGGAGUUGAACCAUCAACUGGCAGUCGAGCUCAGAAGGCGCAAACAGCAAGGCAGAGACACUGCAAAGGGUGUAAACAAGAGACUAGGUUGGAAGGAGAGGCUGGCGCUUGAGCAGGGAGAGCCGUUGUCGGAAACAAGUGACGGGCGAAGUGAUUCCGACGCGACGGGAGAGGCGAAACGAGACUGGAGAAGUGGCAAAUCCGGCGGUGACUGGAGGAGUCAGCCAAGAGCAGCCGAGGCGGAUCGGCAUCCAGGCGAAAGCGCGGAACCCGCAGUGCCGGCAGCAGAUUCGGAGCAUGAGGAGAGAUAG
This is a messenger RNA of Pseudozyma hubeiensis SY62, 840 nucleotides long. RefSeq names its product potential spliceosomal U2AF small subunit. NCBI's taxonomy places the organism in Eukaryota, Fungi, Basidiomycota, Ustilaginomycetes, Ustilaginales, Ustilaginaceae. The transcript has a single exon. Gene Ontology annotation, cellular component: spliceosomal complex; U2AF complex. The record is from RefSeq and is a predicted model, not a curated record. Gene Ontology annotation, molecular function: pre-mRNA 3'-splice site binding; metal ion binding. Gene Ontology annotation, biological process: mRNA splicing, via spliceosome. The coding region runs from base 1 to 840 and encodes 279 amino acids.